Closterium sp. NIES-67 is the source of this 2252-nucleotide messenger RNA. The record is from the annotation of a GenBank genome assembly. NCBI's taxonomy places the organism in Eukaryota, Viridiplantae, Streptophyta, Zygnematophyceae, Desmidiales, Closteriaceae.
AGUCGUGACUCCUGACUGUAGACAUGAGCUGAUGCUCAGCGAAGGGAUACAGUCCAGUCAGGCAUCAGCAAGAGCCUUCUGAAAGCUGUUACCGAGCACGAAAGCCGAGCAGUUCUCAAAUAAAUGUUCUCAAUCGAGACAGUUUUCAGCUUGGUUUAGUGUACGACUUCCUUGCAAAUGCAGCCAGCUUCAAUCAGAACCGCUUGAGCUCAUCGUCGACGGCUGGUACCUUUUGAUAAUCUCCUGGCCCUUUCUUCUGGACCUCCUAGCUUCAGCCUUCUGACAGUCUCAAACCGAAGACAUCAAUCGAUUUAAUUUGUUUUUCUUCGCGAUGGGUUGCCUCGAGGAUUCCAAGAAGAGCCACCCUCCCCCGAACUCCAAGUCAUGCAUCAAGUGCCUGACGCCGUACGCCAUCGCCCUAGGCGUGCUCGUCGCCAUGAUGACCCUCUUCCACGUGUCACCAUCGCAGCCGUCGCCUGGAUUAAUCGGCUCGUCCGUCGGUGGUUACCUUCCGCCGAAUCUCGGCUGGGUCGCGUUUCUGUUUCCCAGCACGAGCAAGAUCGACGCGACGAUCUGCCGAGCGGAGGAGAACUACUGGGAGAACAUUGAGCACAGACGCGACAUAUUCCAUGGCGUGCUGCAGCCGAUUCUGGGCAACACGGUGCGCAUGAAGGAGCUGGUGCUCAUCCCCACGUACACGUGCCCCCUCAAUGAGAGGAUCGGCAAGUGGGGCGACGGCGGAAAGUGGGCGUGCAUGCUUCCCUCUGCCAUUCAGAAGAAAGACCCAGUCGUUUACAGCAUCGGGAGUUUCGGCAUGUACUCGUUUGAGAAGGAGAUGCACCGAAUGCUGAGGACCAAGCCCUACACCUUCGACCCCUUCCUGCCGCCUGCGAAGCGCGCCGUCAUGGCGUCCCUCCCCUUCCUCCACUUCCUCGAGAUCGGCCUCUCGGGAUCCGCCACCCUCCCCUCCUACCGCUCCAAGUUCCCCGAGAAAACGUUUUCGACGCUGCCCGAGAUGAUGCGGCAGUUCGGGCACACCUACGUGGACGUGUUUAAGAUCGACUGCGAGGGGUGCGAGGUGGAGUUGCUAAGGGAUCUGGGAGAGGAGUAUAACAACACCGGGAAGAGGCUGGCCGUGCAUGGGGGAAAGCUGCCAUUCGGUCAAAUUCUCAUCGAAUUCCACAACAUGGGUGAUUCCGCCAAGACUCUGACGAUGUUCUACACUCUGGAGAAUCUCGGGUACCGCAUGUUCAGCAUAGAGUACAACCACCGCUGUGCCGCCUGCUGUGAGAUGAGCUUCAUUCACGAGAGCCUUGUGCGCCCAGAUAGCGCCACAGAUUGCCGUCCGUUCCUGGCGCCGCCCCUCGAGGACGGGCUGGAGGUGGAGGUGGUGUCUGAGGGAGGUGGUGCUGCUGAUGGUGGUGCCGCUGCUGGUGAUGCUGCUGAUGGUGGUGCCGGUGCUGGUGAUGCUGCUGAUGGUGGUGAUGCUGGUGAUGGUCCUGCUGGUGAUGCUGCUGGUGGUGCUGGUGAUGCUGCUGAUGGUGCUGGAGAUGCUGUUGCUGGUGCUGAUGCUGGUAGUGCUGGUGAUGCCGAAAGUACGGGUGGUGAUGCUGAUGGUGCGGAUGCUUCUGGUGCACCUGCUGAUGAUUCUGCUGGUACUGGUGAUUCUGCUGUUGCUGAUGUUGUGGCGGAAGGUGAGGGGGUCGAGUCUGCAAGUGAUACUAAUGAGUCUGGGAAAGCAACUGUGGAAGAGUCUGCUGGUGAUACUAACGAGUCAGGGAAAGCGGCAGUUGAAAAUUCUCCAGGUGAGGCAAGAGAGGACGAGGUUACUGAGGGGGAGGGGGAGACAGCGAGUGAGAAAGUGAGUGUUAGUAGGAAGGUGAGGGGUGGAGGGGAGGGCACGAAGAAGAGCAAGAAGGAGAGUAUGAAGGUUAAAAGCAAGAAAGUGCGCAAGGUAGAGAGCAAGGAGAGUAAGGUGAGGAGCAAGAAGGCGAGUAAGGUAAAGAGCAAGAAGGAAAGCAUGAGGAAAGAAGAGGAGUAGUGAUGGUUGGGGUAUAUAGGUGGUCUUGGACGACAAAUAUUGAUGGGAGAAAGCUAAGGAGAUCUAGAACUACUUCAUAGGUUCGAAUAUUGCUUGUUAAUAGGAGUGUUGCCAUGCACAGUUACGAUAGGGAGCUUGCCUACCCUCUUCUUUGAGUGUGGCUUUAUCAAAUGUAUACGGAUCUUUUUAAACAUUAUCAGAUGCCACGGAU